UCAACGCGGAGCCUUGGGACAGUCAGUGUGAAAUACAUUUAGCUCAGAGCCAACUCUCACAUACCUUAAUUAGUUAACUUAAAUAAUCAAAGCAGGCUCCAAAGGACACAUUACGAUGGACAAAAUUGAAGACUUGGAGAUUUUUUUGAAAAAUGUUGACGAAAUAAGUGAGCUGGUGAUGGAUCUAAAGUCCCCCGAUGUCGAGGUCCAGCGUAAAGCACUAGAGAGAGCUGAUUGCUACGUCGCUGCCUUGGACGAACCCUGCAGCACUAAAGUCAACAAGACAAAAAACAACACAAACCCUCCACCUCAGCGUCCCUUGGAUCUGCAGAAUGAAAGUCCAGAUAAUUUCAUGAAGAUAAUGGAGAGAGAUGCUGAGGACAGGAGAGCAAGCAGAUCGGCAAAAGCAAAAAAGGCUGCCGUAUCCAAAGACAAGGGAAAUGAAGCUUAUGCUCAAAAAGACUAUGAAACUGCAGUGAAGUACUACAGUGAUGGCUUGGCUGAACUGAGGGACAUGCAGCCAUUGUACACCAACCGAGCACAAGCCCACAUCAAGCUGGGGAAGUACAAGGAGGCCAUCAGUGACUGUGAAUGGGCCCUGAAGUGUAAUGAGAGGUGCAUGAAGGCUUACCUACACAUGGGGAAAGCAUACCUGGCAUUAAAGAAGUAUAAGGAGUCCAGAAAGUGCUUUAAAAAGAUUGUGGAAAUUCAACCUGAGACGGAGAAGAUGGUGAAAGAAUACCUGACCCAGGUGGAUUUAGAAGAGGGGAGAGAGAGUCAGGAGAUGAAUGCAAGGCAAGAAUUUGACAAGGGAGAGAGGAAUAACACACGAGUGCCCCAGCUGCUGGAGAAGUUGUCAAGGCCGGGCCAGAUUCCUCUGUACUACUGUGGAGGAUUGGAGAGUCUGUCACAAGCUGUUAAUGACUGCACAGCACGGACCCUUUUUAGACUGAAUAAUGGCUUCAGUGUCAUCAGCAGCAAUGACUCGGUGAGAAGUUGUCUGUUGCAGAAAACAAAGGAUCCAGACAGCCAGGAAAUGUGUGCGUCGGCUCUAAAGUUAUGGAGGGUUGUUUGUUGUGGAAACGAUGAAAACCAGAAAAUGUUGAUGACAUUCCAACUCACCAGACAAUCCAUUGUUCAAUUGAUGACAUCAGAGAACGUUGGCGUGCAGAAAGAAUGCCUGGCAUUAAUUUGUGUGUACUCACAGACGCCACAUGGAAGACGUUUGGCCAUUGACAACCUGGAUGUGCCGAUGUUAGUGAAGAACCUCAUGGCGUGCGCCUCAAAUCCAAAGCAGCAGCACAAAGCAGCAGUCGACAUUCUAGAACACUUUGCUGCAGAAAACAAAUGUUGCGUUCAGUUAAGGGACGUGUUGACAGACUCUGUCAUCGUGCCAUUCACAACAUUACUGAGAAAUAUCAGCAAGUCCAACCGGCAUGUCCUUGGAUCGGUGAUAUCGGUUAUAGGCUGUCUGGCUCGAGAUGACGUCAUCUGCCGCAAUGUGGCUCAUGAUCUAGAAUGUUGGAAGGCUUUUGUGGUCGCCAUUAGGCAGUGCAGUGCAUCUGAAUUCAAAGAGGUAAUUUACCCCAUGCUUGGUUUGAUCAUCAACCUUUCAGCCAUCAGCUCUCCAAUCAUUCAGGGUCAAGCUGUUCCACUCUGCAGCUGCUGCUUGGGCCUGCUGAGGGACACUGAUGGAGGAGUGAUAACUAGAGCGACGGGCGUGCUGAGCACUGUCCUCCCUCAGUCCUCUCAGGCCGUUCAGCAUGUUAUUGAGGGGGGGGUGGUCCCAACCUUGCGCUUGCUGUUGAAGGGAACAGGGAAGUCUGCCACCAAGUAUGCCAUUAAGACGCUGGCAGUGUGCACUGCAGCCAGUCCGUUGGCACAGGAGGAGCUGGUGAAAUCGGAUAAAAAACUUUCUGUAUUACGCAAUUUGCUGGCUUCCAGCUGUGACGAGAUUGUGACAGGAAAUGCAGCCCUGUGCUUGGCCCACUGCCUCGGAUUGGAGGGAAUUGGCAGCACCCUGCUGGGCACAGAUAUUGUGCUGCUGCUGCUGCGCCACGCUGCAGGGGACGCUAAGAGGACAGCUGUGCGACAAAAUGCAGCCAUUGCUCUGGGGAAGCUGUGUCAAUCUGAGCCCAGACAUGUGGACAAACUUCGAGAACUUCAUGGCUUUGAGAUUCUGCAUUCCUGUAUGAAGCUUACCACAUGGACGCAGUAGCAUGUUCUAUAAUCCCCUUGAUUGUCAUCAGUCCUGAUCUCCCCUGUAGCCCGUCUGGUUUGAAGUCAUUGCAUUUCCCUUUUUCUACUCUAAUGAUUUGUUAAAACUCUGUAUUAUGGAUUACAUUUUCUUCAUGUCUUGAAAAUAUCGAAUAAUUUAAUA
Messenger RNA from Pungitius pungitius (ninespine stickleback), 2380 nucleotides. RefSeq names its product tetratricopeptide repeat domain 12 (gene ttc12). The coding region runs from base 116 to 2218 and encodes 700 amino acids. Gene Ontology annotation, biological process: axonemal dynein complex assembly; sperm axoneme assembly. The record is from RefSeq and is a predicted model, not a curated record. Lineage: Eukaryota; Metazoa; Chordata; Actinopteri; Perciformes; Gasterosteidae. Gene Ontology annotation, molecular function: protein binding. The transcript is spliced from 21 exons. Gene Ontology annotation, cellular component: cytoplasm; centrosome.